AUGCUCAGUAGUCGUUCAUGGCCAAAGGAAUGCUUUUCAAGUAGCCUCUUCCACCCACUGAACUUGACUCCGCUCUCGACACUCCCUCCCAAUGCCCUCACGCCUUUAAUUCCAUCCCGAUCGAUCAGUUCAACCCCGCGCAGACUUGUGGCAGCUCAAGGAGGGCAGAUCAGUGGAAUCGAUCAAAAUGAGCAGCUAGCGACUUGUGAAUACUGGUGUGGGAUACGGCUUCAGACUAUCCUAAGCCAAUCUUAUAACCCCCCGGGUCCAAAUGACAAGCGGCGGCAGCGUACGGAAUUCAGCUCCAACCUAGCGUCUUUCAAACCAUUCGUUGCGCAAUCAGCUAUCUCGGAACCGUUACAAUCACACCCUGUUCCCAACUCUACGCCACUAUCGCAUAGUAACAAAUCGGUGAAGAAACGAGAUGCGGAAGGGAAACGGCCGCAAGAGAGGCCAGACACGGGCCGAAGCAAUCCUCGCAGAAGGUCAAAAUUGGAUUCUUCAACAAUCACGCCGACUCCCACGGAGUUUAUGAUGGACACGCUACAAAAUGUCUUCGAAUACCCUGAUAACGACGGAGGCGGCAAUUGGGUGCUGGCAGCGAGAAACCCCAACGACCCUCUCAUGACACCCUUAACCAAGUCGCAAAGGAUCUCGUACAAAAUAAACCACAGGAGUUCACUUCAGGAGGCUCUUGCUGAAUACCUAUACGAUGUGGAGCGCCAUAGAGGCCCGGAGAAUAGGCCCGGAGAGCUCAAGAUCAAGAGCCCACCCGACGAGAAAUUAGAUCUUGAUGCUGGGCUACAAAGGUUCAGUCGCAGGAAAUUUGAAAAGUAUCUUCAUCAACGUGGGUACUGCAUCACUGAUCUGACAGUGUGGGCCUGGAUAUUUUCGGCUGGCACCCCUUACCAGGCUGCUCUCCGUCUGCUAGCAAUCGAGGAUAAGAGCAGGCCAAGGAACGGUCCCUAUUUUCGUACAACCCCUCCGUUCAUUCCGCUGUUUCUGUUACGGCAAAAUCUUGAUUUGGAUACAUUUCGCCUGCUUCUGCUAUACUCACUCAGCCUCAUAAGCGGUCAGCCGUUGCCCAGAUAUAAAGCAUACGCGAGAGUGAUGUCAGAAGACGUGUGGCUCGAAAACGCCCGGGCAGAAGACGCGGCACCCUUAAUUGACCCCAACAUGUGUAUUACAUUUGUCGUGCGACUCCUCCACCAUGCCCGUCAAUUGCUGCCGCAGGCUCAGGUUCCCAUCGUGCGCGCGCUCGCAACCUACCUGACUCUCUUGAAGUCAGACAAGGCGCACGGCGUCUCACGCGCGACGCCACAGAACAUGAAGUUCAUGACGGCUAAAUUCAACUUGGUCCUUCGGCUACUCGCACUGCGCUGCAGACAGGGUUCAUUCAGGUCGGCUGCAAUACAGCAGGAAGCACAGUUCACACUACUCAGAGCGAUGGCGGGGAAUCAACCCGUUAUGCCUGUGACCCGACAGAGCUAUCAAGCUAUCGCUGUCGUCCAACUUGCACACAAAAAAACAUCGGCAGAACGUCAAUUUGCAGAGUUGAAGGCACCAUCAUGGCCACCCUGGAAAGAAGAGAAAUCAGGCAUCGAUUUCCAGCGCGGAUCCGAAGGUAUGAGUAGUCGAGCAAUGCGCGUGAUGACCCAAAUGAAGGAAGCAGGAUAUGGCCAUAGCCGCUGGGAAGAGGUUGCUGGAAUCUAUGCCGGCUGGGACACCGACAAAAGCCCAACCAUCCAAACUAGGGCUUCAAUGCCCCAGCCCCGGCUUCUGCGCAAUUCAGUAGGGAGUACCUCCAGUGCAGCAAUCUGGGAGGCCCGUCUGCGUUCCACCAGAACUGUGCGUGAAGCCUGGGCAUGCUUCCUCUCAUACCAAGAUCAAGGCUUGGGCCCACAGGAUAGAGUCUAUGGUGCGAUGGUUGACAAAUUAGUCCACGGAGAUAAGCCAGAGAAGAAUAACUUUGGUCACUCAAGCCAUGCGCUGCCAGGCGAUGGGUUGGAAGUUUUUCCCGAGCCUUCCUCCGCCCGAGAUUUGAUCUAUGUACAUACCGAGCCACCUACUUUAGGUGAAUUUCUCCAUCAGAUGUUGUCUCAGGGUAUCCGACCGCGCAGCAAGAUGUUGGCUUCACUUCUGCCCUCCGCGCCUAACAUCCGGUGUGGUCUGGAUUAUCUUUGCUGCAGCCGUCUAUCCAACGAUCAGGUCAUGGCCUUGUGUACUACUUGGGGCAGUGAAACCGACUAUCGUGAAAGAAGUGGACGGGUCUUAAACGAAAUAUCUGACUUUCUUUUCACUGCCUUUAUAUACCUCUUGUGCAAGUUUCCGACACCCAAGGACCUUAUGUUUCGACACUCUGUGCGCGCCAUGGAUGCUUUCCCCUUGAUUAUGGGGUACCGGUCCAAGGCUCAUAUGAAACCUGCGACCCUCUUUUCUUACGCCCCCGGCAGUCCAACCAAUUUACAACAUGCGAUCAAUUUGCUGAUGGUACGGAAGUCCAAGCCUCCCGAGGCAUGGACUCAUGCCUUGUCGGCUAUUAGCAGGAACCGCCUCUCUCAUGCCAACCGCAUGGUGAACAAAAACACGCAAGUUGUACUCACCUGGUAUGAGAGCUUGGAGUUACUUGGCCGCAUGAAAAAACUUCGAAUUGAACUUCGUCCGGAGGCAUUCCGGCUUCUUUGCAACAAUUUCUCCAAGUUCAUGAUGGCCGAGAAAGCACAGCCCGGCGCCACAGAAGAAGGCAUGCAGCUUGUAGCAGAAGUGGCACGGUAUGGAGCCUUGACUCAUGUUGAUUUAGACUGUCUGCAAUCGCAGGAUAUGACUGCGAGUGGUCUUGAUAUCCUCCGAGGCCAAUUCGACCGACUGGUUACCCAGGGCUCAAUGACACACCCAGUGUUUGCGAAGGAAAACGAACCUCAAUCCAGAGUGGAAGGCGCCGACUCGUUGCCUCGGUUAUCUUACAUUCCCUCUCCGGCCAUCUUCCACGCAUUGGUGCGAUCGCUUGGAUUUGCCGAAGAUUACGAUAGUUUAAUACAAGUCCUUGGAUGGAUGUGUCGCUAUGAAUCCAACAUCCAGGCAGCGUCGGAAGAGUAUAUGAAUGGUCCGAGGAUGUUGCGAAAUGUCGUGGUGGCAAUCAGCGUGUAUCUCGAAGGACAUUUGGACAUACGGUCUCAGCGGCACUCGACCAAGAUGCAGUCGGCACAUGAGCCGAACGAAACACACUCAUUGGAGGGAGCCUCGUCGGAUCACUCUGAUGGAAGGCCAUCUGCGGACCUCAUCUUGGAGAAAGCAUAUGACAUGGUGACGGCGUCGGAGGUCCUGGGUCCAUGGCCGAACCAUGAAGAAAUCCAGGCGUAUUGUCAAACUCAUUGGGAGGAGCAGCGGGUGCUGUGA
Molecule: messenger RNA, 3396 nt
Organism: Aspergillus affinis
Lineage: Eukaryota; Fungi; Ascomycota; Eurotiomycetes; Eurotiales; Aspergillaceae
Exons: 2
Coding region: 1-3396 (1131 amino acids)
Source: RefSeq, a predicted model, not a curated record